Molecule: messenger RNA, 2800 nt
Organism: Astrephomene gubernaculifera
Lineage: Eukaryota; Viridiplantae; Chlorophyta; Chlorophyceae; Chlamydomonadales; Astrephomenaceae
Source: the annotation of a GenBank genome assembly
UUGGAUCCCGAAUUCGUGAUGGGGUCCCUGGGUCAUGCCGUGCACAUGACGCAACCAACACGCCGUGACGUGAACGUUUUACACUGACCUUGCUUAUGGGUAGCAAUCCUACUAGUAUGUGACAGGCAUCCCUCUCAAGCGGAAUGUGCAAUCUUUCCCAACACACGAAAGCAACCAGCGGAGGAUGCCAGCUACUUAGUUUCCGGCCAUAUGUACGAAGAAGACUGGUUUUAUCUUGCCUCACGCCUCCUAACCGCCGCGGACUCUCCAAUCAAUGCCAUGUUGCAGCGACACGGUGGAGCAAUAGGGAAGCUGAAGGGGACUACACCAUAAGCAGCAAGGAUAAUAUAGCAAAUUGCAGCUUGCCUUCUUGUACGCGCCUGUGUGUGGCUCCAAAUGAUGGUGGACGCCAUCGACUGUCAGCCGGGCUGUCGUGGCUUUGGCAACAACUGCACGCGGCGUUGCUUGCGCUGGCGCGCUGGGCCUUAAUCGGUGCCGCUUGCUGCUUGGCAAGCUUGGUGCCUCGGCCCGCACCCUCCAUGGCUGCCGCGCAGUCCUGUACGGCAACCGUCGCGACAUUGGAGCCCGGCGUAAGGAGUAGCGCGCCCGCAACCAGCUCGCAUAGCCCUCUUAAGUCCACAUCUCUCAGCAGCGGAAGCCGUGCUGCACCAGGCAGCGUUCCCAGGCAUGGCCAGGCAACAUCAACAGCUUGCAAUGGCAUGGCCAUAGGCGCCAUGGCGCCCCUUAGAACCACGCACCUCGCCGAUAUCGCUGCCGCCUCCCUUUCCUCCACCCCAGCCCCAGUCCCAGCUGCAUUCUCCACAACAACCUCCCGUGUACGACAGUCGUCAUCAUCAUCGUACUUCACACCCGACUCCCCCUUACCUGCGUAUGCAACGUCAACACCCACGGUUCACGAACUGGCAGACGCCAGCAACAGCUCAGCUGCCGGUGCUGUUGGUGGCAGUAGCAGCAGUAGCAACAUAGCCGGGUAUUCAGCUGUAGGUAGCACAGCAAGCGGCGCUAGCAGCAGCAGCAGCCCAGGCGGAGGCAGUGCGGCGGGUGCCGUACUGCCGCAAGCAGCAGAUCCAGAGGAUCUGGCGCUAGCGCAACAGCUUGGUGUGGGGGUGUCCGAGGCGAGUGUGGUGCGGUUGUUUGAACGCAAUCGAGCAAGCGUGGUCAACAUUAGCGGCAUGCGGGCGAUGCAGACCUUCACGACGCUGGAUCUUGGGAAGAUGCCGUACGGCCAGGGCAGUGGCUUCAUCUGGGGCGACAAGGGGCAUGUGGUGACGUGUUACCACCUGGUGAAGGGCUCUUCCGAGGUCAAGGUGACGCUCAACGACAACUCAUCCUACACCGCUAAAGUCCUCGGGUACGAUGCCGGCAAGAACCUUGCGGUGUUGAAGCUCUCCGUGCCCAAGAGCAAGCUCCGAGAGCUGCAGUCAGUGACCCCUGGGUCGGCGGCGGGUCUCCGAGUGGGCCAAACCGUGUACGGCAUCAGCAACCCCUGGGGCCUGGGACACACCAUGAGCAAGGGCCUGGUAUGUGGACUGGGACUGGAGCUGUCAGCGGGGCUGUUCCCCAUCAAGGGCGUCAUUCUGACGGACGCCGCAGCGGAUGCGGGCAGCAGCGGCGGGGCGCUUCUAGACAGCGCGGGCAGCCUGGUGGGCAUGCUGGUAACGCCGCCGGCCAGCAGCGGGGGCGGCGGCGGCGGCGCUGCGGGUCGCUCCUUUGCCGUACCCAUUGAUGCCGUACGAGGGCUGAUCAACCAGAUUCUGUUGUACGGCAGGACUGUACGACCGGCUCUUGGGAUCACCAUGGCUCCGGCGCAGGUCCUGGAGCGCGUGGGGCAGGCGGGCGUGCUGGUGCUGGAGGUGCCUCCCGGCUCGCCGGCGCAUGCGGCGGGGCUGAGACCCACGCACAGAGACAUCUUCGGAGACCUGGUGCUGGGUGACGUGGUGGUGGGUCUCGACGGCAAGGCCGUACGAUCUUCAGCCGACGUGUACGACAUUUUGGACGAGCAUCGCAUCGGCGACCGCAUCAAACUGGACGUGCUGCGCGAUGGCAAGCAGACGGGACUCACGGUCACCCUGGGAGAGCGGGUGUUGGGCGCUGUGGAGGAGUGACAAGGCAAGCCGGUUGGAUUGGGGUUCCAGGUCAAAACACAAAACAUGUAGUGGCGUUCGUUAGUUCAGAAAUAUAAGUAAUAGCGUGGAUAAAGGGCGUCGUUGCUUGGAAUGCAGGCCAGCGCAGUGCAGGUCAGGUUGGGUAGUGCGGCGGGGGCGGUCGCAGGCUGUUUGUUACGCGGUAUCCGCAGCAGCGCGGUUGGGCAGUUCAGUUGGGGUGCUGUUGAGAGCUUGGGUGCACCGUUGAAGGCGGCGGCGGUGCUUACGUGUGGUUAAGUUGUUGCCGCUGCAGACAUGAGCUGCGGACGUACCGGUGCCUCGCUUGGCACCAUGAUGGCUUUGAGAUGAGGUAGGAACAUGGGGUGCGAACAUGGGUACAUAUGAAAGGGAUCUAAGGCGUCUAUAGAGGUCUGGAGGCGGGAGCAGCGAGAUACGGCGGUGCGGGCCGAGCUCGCAAGGCGGACACAAGGUGGUAGGGGGCGGUCAACCAAGAUGGAAGUAGAAGCGCCACCAGUGCGGAUGCUGGCACGAGCUGGUGGCGCGAAAGCGGUACAAUCGUACAGAGGUGUUUGUUCUCAUGGAAGCGGAUGGAAGUGCAAUGCAAGGUACCAUGCAUGGGAAGGAUGCCUCAAGAGGUGGCCCCAGCACAUUUUUUUUCCGAUGUGGACUGUUAC